Osmerus eperlanus (European smelt) is the source of this 4452-nucleotide messenger RNA. It is a transcript of the gene vps39, whose product is annotated as VPS39 subunit of HOPS complex. Gene Ontology annotation, cellular component: membrane; cytoplasm. The record is from RefSeq and is a predicted model, not a curated record. The transcript has 24 exons. Gene Ontology annotation, biological process: intracellular protein transport; autophagy; endosomal vesicle fusion. Lineage: Eukaryota; Metazoa; Chordata; Actinopteri; Osmeriformes; Osmeridae. Bases 533 to 3163 code for a protein of 876 amino acids.
AAACCUCCCCGAGUCAACUAAGAUAUCAACAACAUUGAGGAACCAGCGAGAAGCUAGCUACAAUAGCAGACACCGCAUCGGAGACAGGCAAAGACAUUUGAACUACCAGCGUUCAGAUUUGUUUUACGCCUUUCUGAUUUCCUGUGCAAACCCGACUAAUACGCUUGGUCGGGAAUAGCCAAGCAUGGGAUGACAAAUGGUCCACUAUUGCUGGUUGGUUUGUCGGAUCUCUUAGUUUAAGCUAACGUUAGCUAGCUAAGUGUCUGUACGAUGCUAGUUAUUGGCUAGCUCGCAAGCUAGGUGUCUUCUCAAGGUGUAUCAGAGAUUAGCUGUAUAAACAUUUCGAAAACUGUUAACAGCUGGUUUGACAAACUAUGAAGUAUUAUUUACAGUCAACUGUGUAGAAUAACAAUGAAGAGCGGCGGCGAGUUCACAUAGGCGUGCCUACCGCCUCCUGUUAGAAGACAACUGCUUUUCUUUUUGUAAUCAAGCUGCACUAAAAUAAGCAAUCAAUCAUCAGCAAUAUUCCAAAAUGCAUGACGCUUAUGAGCCUGUACCUAUUCUGGAAAAACUGCCCCUACAGAUCGACUGCCUCGCGGCCUGGGAGGACUGGCUUCUUGUGGGGACAAAACCAGGACACCUCCUACUCUACAGAAUAAAGAAGGAUGCAGGCACAAACAGGUUCGAGGUGACGCUUGAGAAGUCCAAUAAGAACUUCUCCAAGAAGAUCCAGCAGCUUUUUGUGGUGUCACAGUACAAGAUCCUCGUCAGCCUCCUAGAGAACAACAUCCACGUCCAUGACCUCCUGACCUUCCAGCAGAUCACUGUGGUGUCCAAGGCCAGGGGAGCGACUCUGUUUGCCUGCGACCUGCAGCAGUCCAGCUCGGGCGAGGCCAAACUGAGGAUGUGUGUAGCAGUGAAGAAGAAGCUGCAGCUGUACUACUGGAAGGACAGGGAGUUCCAUGAGCUGCAGGGGGAUUUUGCCGCCCCAGACAUCCCCAAGUCCAUGGCGUGGUGCGAGAGCUCUAUCUGUGUGGGCUUCAAGAGGGACUACUACCUGAUACGGAUGGACGGGCGAGGCUCCAUCAAGGAGCUCUUCCCCACCGGCAAGCAGCUGGAGGCUCUGGUCGCCCCACUGGCUGAUGGGAAGGUGGCGGUGGGCCAGGAUGACCUCACGGUGGUGUUGAACGAGGAUGGGGUCUGCACCCAGAAGUGCGCCCUCAGCUGGACAGACAUCCCCAUUGCCAUGGAGCACCAGCCCCCCUACAUCAUCGCAGUCCUGCCCCGCUACGUGGAGAUCCGGACCUUCGAGCCUCGCUUGCUGGUCCAGAGUGUGGAGCUCCAGAGACCUCGCUUCAUCACCUCCGCUGGGCCCAACAUUGUGUAUGUUGCCAGUAACCAUUUUGUGUGGCGACUGGUGCCCGUGUCCAUCGCCAGCCAGAUCAAACAGCUGCUGCAGGACAAGCAGUUUGAGCUGGCGCUGCAGCUGGCGAAGAUGAAGGACGACUCGGAUGGAGACAAGCGCCAGCAGAUCCACCACAUCCAGAACCUGUAUGCCUUCAACCUGUUCUGCCAGAGGAGGUUUGAUGACUCCAUGCAGGUGUUUGCCAAGCUUGGCACAGACCCGACCCAUGUAAUUGGGCUGUACCCAGAUCUGCUCCCCUCUGACUACCGGAAGCAGCUGCACUACCCCAACCCUCUACCCACCCUGUCUGGAGCAGAGCUGGAGAAGGCACACCUGGCUCUCAUUGACUACCUCACCCAGAAACGCAGCCACCUGGUGAAGCAGCUGAACGACUCGGACCCCUCCGCCCCCUCCCCCCUCAUGGAGGGAACCCCCACCAUCAAGAGCCGGAAGAAGCUGCUGCAGAUCAUAGACACCACCCUGCUGAAGUGCUACCUGCAUACCAACGUGGCGCUGGUGUCUCCGCUGCUGCGCCUGGAGAACAACCACUGUCACAUCGAGGAGAGCGAGUACGUGCUGAAGAAGGCCCACAAGUACAGCGAGCUCAUCAUCCUGUACGAGAAGAAGGGCCUGCACCAGAAAGCCCUCCAGGUGUUACUAGACCAGUCCACCAAGGCCAACUCUCCACUGAAGGGUCAUGAGAGGACAGUGCAGUACCUCCAGAGACUAGGGCUGGAGAACCUGGGCAUCAUCUUUGAGUUCUCCCCCUGGGUGCUGAAGAUCUGCCCCGAGGACGGCCUGAAGAUCUUCACGGAGGACCUGCCGGAGGUGGAGGCUCUCCCCAGGGACCGGGCGCUGGGCUUCCUGAGGGAGGGCUUCCAGGAGCUGGCCAUCCCCUACCUGGAGCACAUCCUGCACGAGUGGCAGGAGCAGGGGCCCCACUUCCACAACGUGCUGGUCCAGCUGUACCUAGAGAGGGUGCAGGGCCUCAUGAAGCAAUACCUCAACUCCCUGCCCGAGGGAGUGCCCCCAGUGGCUGCUGGGAAGGAGGAGGGCGAGCUGGGGGAGUUCCGGAACAAGCUGCUGUGUUUUUUGGAGGUGUCCACCUUCUACGAGCCGGCCAAGCUCAUCAGUGACUUCCCCUUCGAUGGUCUGCUGGAGGAGAGGGCCUUGUUGCUAGGCAGGAUGGGGAAACACGAACAGGCUCUCUUCAUCUACGUCCACAUACUGAAGGACACACACAUGGCAGAGGAGUACUGUCACGGCCACUACGACAAGCUGACCGACGGGAACAGAGACGUGUACCUGUCUCUGCUGCGCAUGUACCUGUCCCCCCCUGACGUGCACUGCCUGGGGCCCGUCCAGAUAGAGAAGAGCGAGCCCCAGCCCAACCUCCAGGCCGCCCUGCAGGUUCUGGAGCUGCACCACAGCAAGCUCAACACCACCAAGGCGAUCAACCUGCUGCCAGCCAACACUCAGAUCCGCGAGAUCGGCGUGUUCCUGGAGAGUGUGCUGGAGGACACGGCCCAGAGGAAGCGCUUCAACCAGGUCCUGAAGAGCCUGCUGCAGGCAGAGUUCCUCCGGGUCCAGGAGGAGCGGAUAUACCACCAGCAGGUCAAGUGUGUCAUCACCGAGGAGAAGACCUGCCGCGUCUGCAAGAAGAAGAUAGGCAACAGCGCCUUCGCCCGCUAUCCCAACGGCGUGGUGGUCCACUACUUCUGCUGCAAGGACCGAGCGGUCUGCCCCACCGAGCAGUGAUGCCCCGCCACCUCCCGCACUGCCCCCUGGGAGAUGAUCCCACCUCCGUCUGCUAACACAUGCUGCCCCCCUGUGGACUCCUGCUAAAGGCACUCUGCAAGAUGCCAAGAGAAUGUUGGAAAGUGAAGGAGUUCUAGAAUGUUGGAAAGUGAAGGAGUUCUAGAAUGUUGGAAAGUGAAGGAGUUCUAGAAUGUUGGAAAGUGAAGGAGUUCUAGAAUCUAUGAAAGUAAAGGCAUUCUAGAACUUUGGAACAUAAUGUAUGGAGUUCCAGAUCUUUGGUCACCUGUAGCUCUGAAGCUGUCUAAAGACAGGAGUACUGUAUCUAUCUGGCUGGUUCUCUGGAUGUGUGUGUGUGCGUGCGUGCGUGCAUGCUUGUGUGUGUGUAAGUGUGCUUGACGGAGCAGUUGGAAUGUCGGGGGUGUAUCUGAUGUAGUGUGAUGUGCCAGGGAGAGACAUUUGACAUUCAAGCAUGUUCCGCUGCUGGGUGAGGAUACACUCUGCUCUGGAGAGAGAUGUUGGACAGCUCUCUGCACCUGAGGAGAAGCACGUUCUAGCUGUUCUAGCCUUCUGACUCAGCGCUGUGGUCUCUCUCCCCCCUGCUCGCUCUCUCUCACGGUCUCCCUCACUCGUGCCAUCCCAGAGACAGCUCUGUGUGCUACAAACUCGAAACAGCAUCUCUUCUUAAAUGCCUUGUGUGACUUUUAAGAUUGCACUUAAAAGCAGUCGUUUGCGUCUCACUUUUUAUGUUGACUGUUAGGUGGAAUUUUGAAGGAGGGCUUUGAAACCAGACCAGUUUAACAUUUAGACCACCUUUACCAAAAGUGUCUAGGCAUGUUUUUGGUGUGCUUGUUAUCUGAUUACAUGCAAGUCUCAAUAUACAGUUACAAAAUGCUUUCCUUUUCUGGUUUAAUAUUUUUUAUUUUAUUUAAUAUUUUGUUUUUUUUGUGUGUAUUUUACCUUCGUCAAAGUACACAUAAUGAACUUGCCACAAGGUGGAUAUCUGAAAUACAACACUUUAAAAUGGGCUGUUCUCCUGUAUUUAUUCUUAAAUCAUGCGCUAAACUAAUAUGGUUAGAACGAGGCUGUCCCCUUACCGCCUGCUGCAGACAGGCUGCACACGCUCUGUCUGGACUGAUUUUAUUACAGAUGUUGGUACCACUGUGUAUAUAUGGACUGAGAGAAUAUUAAUGAAAGCGUUCUAAUCAAAGUUGUUUUCCUCUAAAGAGCAAAUCCAACAUAUACUGUAUGUAUUCUGUAUUGCUUCAAUAAACAUGCAUUUUCACUCUGUC